GUGGUCAAUGGUUCUAAAUUCUAUCAAUUUUAAUUUAUGAGAUCUACUGUAUAAUUAAAGUGAAUUAAUAAAAAUCAAUGUGUUACUUUACAAAAUAAAUUUACGAUUUUUAUUACAAUUUCAAAUCGAAACAAUUUUACCAAUUUCGGUAAUUUAUCAUUCCUUUAAGCUAGCGGUAAAACUUUAACCAAACAAUUGACGCAAACAUGUCUGUAAGUCUUAAAGCGAAGGAUAAUAAGCCGGAACCUAUAGCAUAUAGCGAAGCAGCUUUAAGAAAUAAUGCGAUAGUCGUGGAAUACUGUCGUACUUCCAUGUCAGCGUUAUCAGGCUCAACUGCAGGUGUUCUUGGUUUGACCAGUCUAAAUGGAUUUGCAUUCUACAUGUUUGCUGUGGUUAUUUUAUGGGUGAUGUUUAUGAUCAAAGCAGGGCCUAACUGGCCUAAAUACUAUGUAUCAAGACAAAGUAUACUCACAAAUGGAUUCUUCGGUGGACUCUUUACCUAUGUUUUAUUUUGGACAUUUAUAUAUGGAAUGGUACAUGUCUAUUAGAAGAAUUAUGUCAAAAUAUAACUGUAAUUUAAUAAUAAAAGUUAGAAAAUAUAAUAUAUUGUCACAUACAUUAUUGUGAUAAAGUUCAUUUGAACAUAUUAUUUUACAUAUAAAGUGAAAUUUACAAAAUGAAAUAUUGGGGUGUUAAUGAAGAUAGUUAUUGUUUUUAUUAAUAAUUGUAUUUCCUAUACUUCAAUAUUUAAAUAGGGGUAUAAAACAGUUGAUGGUUUAAACAUGGACAGCUCAUUUACAAGUAGUUUAAUAUAUAUACAUAUAUAAAAGACGGAAUAGAGAAACAACUUCACAUUGGUAGCUCUGACAAAAUUAAUUUACAACUUUGCAUAUUUUAAUUACAUAAUAGAUUUUAUCAACCUUGAGUGAAAAUGCUAUUGAAAUAAAACUAAAAAACUUGUUUACUACAAAGAUUUCCCACCACAAUUUCCUAAUGAUAUAUAUAUAAGUUUAUGAUAUAAAAGAUAAAAUUUGACAUUUUAUAAUAAAAAUAAGUUUCAUUUAAUCUUCAAGCCAAUUUUCUUUCAACUUUGUCUAAUGUCUGUUUUAGUUAUGAUUGUUAUACUAUUAAGUACAUUGAAUAUUAUUGGUUUAGGUAUUUAUUACAUUAUUUAUCAGUG
Molecule: messenger RNA, 1180 nt
Organism: Pieris napi
Lineage: Eukaryota; Metazoa; Arthropoda; Insecta; Lepidoptera; Pieridae
Gene: EMC6
Product: ER membrane protein complex subunit 6
Exons: 2
Coding region: 207-548 (113 amino acids)
Biological process (GO): autophagosome assembly; protein folding in endoplasmic reticulum
Cellular component (GO): EMC complex; membrane; endoplasmic reticulum
Source: RefSeq, a predicted model, not a curated record